This is a messenger RNA of Eutrema salsugineum, 795 nucleotides long. RefSeq names its product biogenesis of lysosome-related organelles complex 1 subunit 1. The coding region runs from base 149 to 613 and encodes 154 amino acids. Gene Ontology annotation, biological process: endosomal transport. The transcript is spliced from 3 exons. The record is from RefSeq and is a predicted model, not a curated record. Gene Ontology annotation, cellular component: BLOC-1 complex. Lineage: Eukaryota; Viridiplantae; Streptophyta; Magnoliopsida; Brassicales; Brassicaceae.
AAAAACCGUGUUAAUUUGUAACGCGAGAAUGCGUGACGUUUCCUUAAAAAACGGCUCGUAGUGCAACAAGAUGGGAGUAUUCGAUAACAACCAGAAAUAGUCAGGAACAAUUAAUUAUCACCGAACCAAUUAGUUAACCGGUGAUAUAAUGAAUACGCCGAUUUCGAUGUCGAUGCCGUCGGCGGCGCGUGGGCGCGUGCUAUCGUUUUCAGAGAAGGAGAGAACGGAAGAGGAAACUGGAACUCUGGAAUCGAGUCUGCUGCAGCUGAUCGAUGACAACCGUCGAUCGUCGUUACAGCUCCGGGAAAAGACCGAGAGAUCGAGGAAGGAGGCGAUCAGGCACGCGGCGAGAACGGCGGAUCUGCUCGUGAAGGCGGUGAACGGAGGAGUGGAGGAGUGUUUCGUUAACGAGAAACGGAUUGAGGCGGAGAUAAGAUCUCUGGCGGUGACGGUGGCGCGAUUCGGCAAACAGACGGAUCACUGGCUUGCCGCUACUCACGCCGUUAAUAGCGCCGUUAAGGAAAUAGGAGAUUUUGAGAAUUGGAUGAAGACUAUGGAGUUUGAUUGCAAGAAAAUCACUGCUGCAAUUCGCAGCAUUCACGAAGAUCACUAAGAGCAACAUUUUCUGGAUCUAUUGUGAUUCAUUCGCUUGAUGGGGUUUUGAUAGAGCGAUGAUAAAAUUUCCAGAAUGAUUCUGUAAAGAAAAAACACCAAACUACUUUUAUUGAUCUUUAAAAAUUGGAUCUUGAGUGUUUUGAGAGUCUGAGGAGACAUAUAUACCAAUCCUUUAAUGUU